GUAUUGAUACUUCUACUCUAUAUUGUGCUACUAUUCUUCAAAAACUCCGUGAUUUUCUACAAAGAUUUCGAACACUGCUGGCUUUCUCUCGCGGCAUAGAAGAAUCAACAGUAUAUGGCGACGUUGGAUUCCGAUGUGCCGAUGGUUCCCGUCGGAGAGUCAUCGAGCAACGUUGCAUCAUCAUCAUCCUCGUCCUCAAAAAAGCCAAAAUGCUUCGAGAUUAAAAAAUGGAACGCUGUUGCUCUUUGGGCAUGGGAUAUUGUUGUUGAUAAUUGUGCUAUUUGCCGUAACCACAUUAUGGAUCUUUGCAUUGAGUGCCAAGCGAACCAGGCUAGUGCCACCAGUGAAGAAUGCACUGUUGCUUGGGGUGUUUGUAACCAUGCAUUUCAUUUUCACUGCAUCAGCCGGUGGCUCAAGACUCGUCAAGUGUGUCCGUUGGAUAAUAGUGAAUGGGAGUUCCAGAAGUAUGGGCAUUAGAAAGCGGGGCAUCUUCUUUAUCUUCACAUUCCAAUGAUGCUUGGGAGAUAUGAAUUCUGCUUUCUCCUUCCAUAUGAAUUGUUGGUUCCCCUUAUGCUUAUAUUUUUCAGAACUAAAGUAGCUGUAUCCAUUAGGAUUCAAAAUUUGGUACAUGAUUGAAAUCUAUCUGACAAGUUUAUCA
Messenger RNA from Ricinus communis (castor bean), 658 nucleotides. RefSeq names its product RING-box protein 1a. Gene Ontology annotation, cellular component: nucleus; cullin-RING ubiquitin ligase complex. The transcript has 5 exons. The record is from RefSeq and is a predicted model, not a curated record. Lineage: Eukaryota; Viridiplantae; Streptophyta; Magnoliopsida; Malpighiales; Euphorbiaceae. Gene Ontology annotation, biological process: ubiquitin-dependent protein catabolic process; protein ubiquitination. Bases 115 to 477 code for a protein of 120 amino acids. Gene Ontology annotation, molecular function: ubiquitin protein ligase activity; zinc ion binding; cullin family protein binding.